AUGGAUACAAAAUUUUCUAAUCUAGUAGCAACUGAUCCUAAUUUAGGUCUUAUUGUAACUCAUCGUAUCCCUCUUUCGUCAUUCACAUUCGAAAAUAUUAUUAAUACAUCUCAUGAAGAAUUUAUUCUUGAUCUUAGUCAACAACCAACAACAGAAACAAUAAAUAAAGAUCAAUCAAUUUAUAUAUCAAACAAUUAUCAUACAUAUGAACUUGAACGUUGUUUAAAUUCAUCUCGAUUAAAUUCAUUAAAUUUUCUUUGGUCAAAAUAUUUAUCAAGUAUUGAUAAACAAUCUUUUGAUCAUUAUUUAGUAUCGAUUGAAUCUGAUUUUGAUAUUGAUAUGAAACGUGAAUAUUGUUAUGAUAUACAACGUGAUUUAUAUUGGUUAACACAAAUACAAUUAAUAUCACAUAGUUUACUUCUUUUACAUUAUGUUCGUUUACCUGAUGAUGAUACAUCAAAUGAUUUUUGGGCUUAUAUUUAUGAACAACGUUGUCAUUCAAUUGGAUGA
Molecule: messenger RNA, 510 nt
Organism: Rotaria sordida
Lineage: Eukaryota; Metazoa; Rotifera; Eurotatoria; Philodinida; Philodinidae
Source: the annotation of a GenBank genome assembly